AUGCUGGCUACGGUGCUCAUCCGAGGUAACUCCGCGGCGGCGGCGGCCGGGAACAAGAUCGCGUUCCGGACGAGGUCGGAGGAGGAGGUGCUCGACGACGGCUACAAGUGGAGGAAGUACGGCAAGAAGUCGGUCAAGAACAGCCCUAACCCAAGGAACUACUACCGAUGUUCGACGGAGGGAUGCAGCGUGAAGAAGAGGGUAGAGAGAGACAGAGACGACACGAACUAUGUCGUGACAAUGUACGAGGGGGUUCACAACCACGCGAGCCCGGGCACAAUUUACUAUGCUUCUCGAGAUCCUGCUACAGGUCGCUUCUUCGUCGCUGGCAUGCAUAGCCAAGGUCCUGGAUGA
Lolium rigidum is the source of this 354-nucleotide messenger RNA. Its product is annotated as probable WRKY transcription factor 51. Lineage: Eukaryota; Viridiplantae; Streptophyta; Magnoliopsida; Poales; Poaceae. The transcript is spliced from 3 exons. Gene Ontology annotation, biological process: regulation of DNA-templated transcription. Gene Ontology annotation, molecular function: sequence-specific DNA binding; DNA-binding transcription factor activity. The record is from RefSeq and is a predicted model, not a curated record. Bases 1 to 354 code for a protein of 117 amino acids.